Messenger RNA from Moneuplotes crassus, 801 nucleotides. The record is from the annotation of a GenBank genome assembly. Lineage: Eukaryota; Ciliophora; Spirotrichea; Euplotida; Euplotidae.
CCUACAUAAAAUGCCAACAGACAUAAAACCUCCAAAACCCUGCUCCAAAAGCCCUCCUAACCCAAUUUCCCCGAUUCCAAUCUCCCUGCACCUCACUCCAACCCCUUUCAACCCCUCACCACCCCCUCCAGAACCCAGUCUUGUCUCCAUCCCUCAUCCAAACCUCACUGCACGCGUCCACAAGACAAAACUCAUAGAUAAGGGGAGAAGAGGGGACAUUGAGGUGCAGAAAGGGGAGAUAGAGCCCUGGGGAAAGAAUUAUAACAAAUAAAGUGAGAUUUCGAAAGAAAAAGUGCAUGAAAAGAUGUAUGAAAAAUACCUGAAAGACUCCGAGAAUGGCUUUAUUUGAAGAACAUUUUUCGGAACAAGAGAAAAUACUUUUCAAGCAGAUUUCAAGCUCUCAGACUUUAAUUGGCCAAAGAGUUGGAUGUAAAACCCCCAAUCGGUCAAAGAUUAAGAAUAUAAUUUCAGAGAAAGAUAAACCUUAUCUUCAUUUACAAACUCCAACUAAAUCUAACAGUCAGUCAGAUUUAAUCUGAUUCAAAGGGCCUAUUCAUCCAAAAAUACUAAAAAUGCUUAAUCCAGAGGUGAAAUCUUUUUGUAGAUGUCCAAAGCAAAAAUUGAAGUGAAAACUCAAAAGAAAAGACAUAACAUGACUCCUAAAAGUCGUUCAAAAGGAUAAAUACGUUUAAAAGACUUAUGAAGCCAAGAAAUUAAACAAAGAAACACCUACCAAACUGAAUGCUAAAAUAAAAUAACCCAACCCAAACUAUCCUCUAAAUUCCAUACCAUUCAAAACAC